AUGUAUGUUGACAGAGCCUCCGACAGCCGAGGCGUCAGGCCUAGAAUCGUACUCCUUUCUCCUACUGGCAUAUUGCACAAAAGCUCCCUCUCUGUCAACUUCCCCACCUCAAAUAACGAAGCCAAGUAUGAGGCCUUGAUCUCUGGACUCAAGACCGCCGAAGCUUUGGGCAUUGAAGAGCUUGUUGUAUAUAGCGACUACCAGUUAGUCAUUAAUCAGCUUACUGAAGAGUACAAGGCUAGAGACGAUCGAAUGCGCAAAUACCUUAGCUCCACCCUCCGGCUCCCCAAAAAUUUCAAAGCCAUUCAGGUCAAACACAUCUCAAAGGAACAGAAUGCAGACGCCGACGCCCUCACGGGACUUGCUUCGGCUUAUUCAAUCUCAGGACACCGAUCCAUCUCUUUCGGUUCCAUUGACAAACGUAGCUUCGAGCUUGACGUUUUGAACCACGAAGUGCUCAACAUCGAGCUCAGCCUGAGCUGGAUGGAUGAGAUUGCCAGUUACCUACGAGAUGACAUUCUUCCUUCUGACAAAAAGGAAGCUCACCGACUCCGCAAUGGGGCUGCUCUUUUCUGGCUUAAUCCCAAUGGUAAGCUUUAUCGAAGGUCCUUUACCAGCCCAUAUCUGCUGGUAGCUCACCCACACCAAGUACCAGGAAUCAUCGAAGAGCUCCAUGCUGGUGAUAGUGGUUGCCACUCAGGAGGACGUUCCCUCGUGUCCCUCAUGCACCGAGCCAUUACUCAGGGUUAUUGGUGGCCAACAAUGAAGAGCGAUUCCAAAGAGUUUGUUAAGCAUUGCCGAAAGUGCCAGAUGUUCUCCCCCAUCAUUCACCAACCAUCCCGAGACCUCAGCCCCCUCACCAUCCCAUGGCCAUUCUCGAAGUGGGGCAUGGAUAUCGUGGGCAAGCUCCCCGUUGCUCCUGGCAGGUUCAAGUUUCUCCUCACUGCCACCGAUUUUUUCUCCGAAUGGGUUGAGGCCGAGCCCAUGGUAACCAUUGAGGAAGCUGACGUUAUUCGUUUCGUCUGGAGAAAUAUCAUCGCACGCUUCGGUGUACCCUUCGCCAUCAUUACCGACAACCGAAGGCAGUUCAUCGGGCAGAAAUACCGAUCCCUCCUAGAAGAAUAUGGCAUCAAGUGGGAUACAUCCACUCAGGCAUACCCCCAAGGAAAUGGCCAAGCCGAAGCCGCCAACAAGGCUAUCUCCUCUGGACUUAAGUGCCGACUCUAG
This is a messenger RNA of Rhododendron vialii, 1227 nucleotides long. RefSeq lists its product as uncharacterized. Gene Ontology annotation, molecular function: RNA-DNA hybrid ribonuclease activity; nucleic acid binding. The record is from RefSeq and is a predicted model, not a curated record. The coding region runs from base 1 to 1227 and encodes 408 amino acids. The transcript has a single exon. NCBI's taxonomy places the organism in Eukaryota, Viridiplantae, Streptophyta, Magnoliopsida, Ericales, Ericaceae. Gene Ontology annotation, biological process: DNA integration.